GGAGGCAGCAGCCAGGCUUAAAGAGCAGGAGGUCAGGUUUAAACAAAUGGAAUUGGAAGAGCAGACUAAACGGGAAAUACGCCUAAAAGAGCUAGAGCUAAACCAGGCCCCUCCCCCACGACAUGGCAGUGGUGCACAAGCUGAUUUUGACGUUAACAAGUGCAUCCGUAUGAUUCCUCCAUUUAAUGGUAAAGAUGUUGAUAAAUACUUCAUUCUGUUCGAGCGCACGGCUGACACUUUGAAAUGGCCCAAAAAUGUUUGGCCGUUACUUUUGCAAUGUGUGUUUACUGGGAAAGCCCAGGAGGCAUAUACAUCGUUGUCACCAGCUGACAGUCUUGACUAUGACAAAGUCAAGGCUGCCGUGCUUAGGGCAUUUGAAUUGGUGCCUGAAGCCUAUAGGCAAAAGUUUCGCCGGUAUAAGAAGUUAGACGAUCACACCUUUUCUGAGUUUGGUCGGGAGAAAGAGGCUCUGUUUGACCGCUGGUGUCAUGCAUCUAAGGUAGCGGUGUUCGAACAGUUACGUGAGCUCAUCCUGCUAGAAGAGUUUAAGAACUGUUUAUCAGAUAGGCUGGCAACCUAUAUUAAUGAGCAAAAAGCUUUGACACUGGCAGCUGCAACUGUCUUUGCGGAUGAGUAUGUGCUCACCCACAGGGACAGUUUUGAGAGGACUCCUGUGUCGGAGCAUAGUUCUUACUCAUCAUGGCGCAAAUCUAGCUCUUCUCACUCAGACAAUGUUCCAGUAGGAACCUAUGUUCCAUUUAUUAAGCGGGAGGGUGAAGAGAAGCUUGAAAAGUCAGACAGUGGGGAGGGUGUGAAGGAGAGGCCAACUUGCAGUUAUUGUAAGAAAAUAGGUCACACCAUUAACAAAUGCUUUACUCUUAAGAACAAGUCUCAACCACCGAAAUCUGUUGUGUUAAUUAAAAGUGAGUCUUUGAUUUCAGUUUCAACAGAGCCGGUGCGCACUCCUGACCCUGAAUUCCAGCCCUUUUUAAUGAAGGGUUUUGUCUCUUUGACAGAGGGGGACUCUAAGCUACCAGUUAAUAUCAUCAGGGACACUGCGUCCAACCAAUCUGUAAUCUUGGAGCAUGUGUUGCCAUUUUCAGAUAUAUCUGCUGUUGAGUCAGAUGUGCUCGUUAGAGGGUUUGAUAUGCGAGAUGUGGGCCUGCCGCUUCAUAACAUCUAUCUUGAGUCAGAUUUGAUCAAGGGGUGCGUUAAGGUGGGGGUCUGUGCGCAACUCCCAAUCGAGGGGGUGACUCUGCUCUUGGGUAAUGAUUUGGCUGGUGGUAAAAUGCUCAUUAAUCCAGAGGUAAUUGCUGUUCCUCUGCCAGAAAACUCUGACGAUUUGGCAUUGAAAUUUCCCAUAGUGUUUUCUGUCUGUGCCGUGACGCGGGCAAUGGCCGAGCGUCAAAAACUGGAGGCUGAGGUGGAACUGUCCGACAGUUUUCUGGUUGACUGUUCAGUUUCCCCAACCGCCUCUCCAGAGGUCCCUGCCCGUUCCGUUUUGCCUCAACUUGACUCAAAGGUUUGCAUGUCACGUGAGCAGCUAGUUGCCGAUCAAAAGCGGGACGUAUCACUAGCUCCUCUCUUUGAAUGUGUGAUUUCAGGAGAGGCGUUAGAUGAUAUGUCAACAGGGUUUUUCCUAAAAGGUAACGUGCUCAUGCGUAGGUGGACACCUCCAAAGUUAGGUGGCGAUGAUAGUUGGGGGGUGGUGGAACAGAUCGUUAUUCCUCGAACAUAUCGAAGUGAGAUUUUGAAACUAGCACAUGAUAAUCCACUUUCUGGUCACCUAGGAAUUAAUAAGACUUUUGAUCGUAUCUUGCGGUACUCUUUCUGGCCAGGGCUAAAAGGUGACGUGCGUCACCAUUGUAAAACUUGUCAUGUUUGCCAGGUUGCUAAAACCCAAGCCAUCCCUCCAUAUCCACUUUAUCCAAUUCCUGCUAUUGGUGAACCGUUUGAGCGUGUUGCACAGGGCAAAAUGAAGAGAUGGUUUGACAAGGGUGCCAGAAGCAGGAGUUUUCGUCCCGGUGAUAAAGUGCUGGUUCUAUUGCCUGUUCCUGGCUCUUCUCUGCAGGCGCGUUAUAGCGGCCCUUACCUAGUCAAGAGGAAGGUGGGUGAUCGAGACUACAUCAUCGACACCCCUGAACGUCGACGGCGUAGUAGGCUGUGUCAUAUUAAUAUGUUGAAGCCUUAUUUUGACAGGGAGUCUCAGUCUGUUUCCACCCCUUCUGAUGGUCCAGUGGUCAGUGGGGCACUGGAGCUGUCCAGUGUGGGAAUUGCUGAUGGUGACAAGGUAACUCUGGCGCUGUCUAGCAACGCCAGUGUUCCUCCCCCUGAAUCUCAGGAUGACCAAGAGGAUAUUGUAGGGAUGUCCAGUGAUGUAUGCUUUCUAAUCUUCAUUGUUGUCUUCCAAAUUUGGUUCAGUCUCUUGUUUUUCUGAACCAGAUGCGGAACACAAACCGAAGGUUAAUGAGGCGGUCAAAAUUCUUGCAGUAUUUCAAUGUGGAGGUCAGGCUGACACACCUGCAGCAAAUUUGAGAUCCCCACGCCCAAUUACCAGCCUGCUGCAUAAAGCCAGCAAGUCAGUUGCUUGAGGAGAACAGACCCGGCAACACCUUUGUCCCACAGUGCGAGUUGUUAAAUAGCCUUUUCUUUCUGUAAUCUUUGAUCAAGGCCUGGGGAUGGCCGGCGGUCCUACUUUUCCGUUUAGUUCUUAAUUUAUGAUUUGGUUUGGUCAGGCAGGGAGGGGGGCCAGCCUCGACGUCCCUAUAGGGGGUGGCCUGGUCCCCCCUCCAUUUUGCUGAGUUUGUCCGGCAUCCCCAGGUCCCCUUUGGUUUGCAGUCUUCUUUAUUUGUUAAAGUAUUCAUACUGCAUUUCAGCUAUGGUUUCAUUUGGUUAAUAAAACCCGUUAAAACAUCUUA
Messenger RNA from Gadus chalcogrammus (walleye pollock), 2918 nucleotides. RefSeq lists its product as uncharacterized. The transcript is spliced from 2 exons. Bases 47 to 2437 code for a protein of 796 amino acids. Lineage: Eukaryota; Metazoa; Chordata; Actinopteri; Gadiformes; Gadidae. The record is from RefSeq and is a predicted model, not a curated record.